Messenger RNA from Molossus molossus (Pallas's mastiff bat), 654 nucleotides. RefSeq names its product transmembrane protein 225B (gene TMEM225B). The record is from RefSeq and is a predicted model, not a curated record. Gene Ontology annotation, biological process: negative regulation of phosphatase activity. NCBI's taxonomy places the organism in Eukaryota, Metazoa, Chordata, Mammalia, Chiroptera, Molossidae. The transcript has 5 exons.
AUGCUGACUGUAGAGGACAAGGACAUAAAGGGCUUCACAUGGGCCAUAGCCCCAGCCUUGACCAUACUGGGCUACCUGCUCAUACUGCUGGUUGCCAUUUUCCCCUUCUGGGCGUGCCUUGUGAAUGAGGAAUCCUGUGAGGCGUUUUUCAGUGGCCUGUUUGAAAACUGCUUUCCUUUCAAGUGCUAGAAGCCUUGACCCUUAUCCAUUUACAUCAUCCUCAGCUGCGUUUUCUUGCUGUCUGCAGUCGUCUUGUCUGCCCUCACCACCCCCAUUGUGGUGUCUUUUGCAUCUUAGCCCCUUCCAAGGACCCGGAUGCACAAUUUUGUAUCAGCCUCCAUCAGCUUCCUCACAGGGGCUUGUGCUUUCCUGGCCUUGUUGCUGCAUGCCCUGGAGAUCCAGAGUCUGAUGGUGAAGCCCAGCCCUCCCUAAUUCUCUGCGCAGUAGCCUUACUACAUCCUGCGCUUUGGCUUCUUUCUGUUCAUAGUGGCUGGUGAGUGGUGUCUAAUUUCUGAAUUUAUGUGUCAUUUAUUAUCCAUUUCCCAGAGUAUUGAGAAGACCCAAGAGAUCUUGCACCUGGAGAAUCUGGAAAGUUUGGGAGGACUGAGUUCAAUACAAAAGGGGACCCUGCUGAAGGAAGAGAUAGUUAUCUAG